Nylanderia fulva is the source of this 908-nucleotide messenger RNA. The record is from RefSeq and is a predicted model, not a curated record. Lineage: Eukaryota; Metazoa; Arthropoda; Insecta; Hymenoptera; Formicidae.
AGGGCCAAAAAUGUGUCAAAAUCUUCUCACGUGUGUCUCUCUACUGCGAAUUUAGAUUGUUGUGUCAAUAACAAUAAUAGUGUGUCUCUGAGCUUUCCUGUUUAAAUUCUUAUGCCCAAACUUGCUAGCGCAAUAACAGUACUGUUAUCAGAAGUGUGUCAAGCACAUCGUGUGGUUGAGAAUAUCUCUCGGAUCGAGCAGAAUCUUUCGUUUUUAUGUUUUUCAGGAUCAGGAUUGUUUAUUAGAUGUGUCUUCCUUUUACGAUAAUGCAAUGAUAAAUUUAAACCGAAAUGAUAUCAAGAAUAUAAAAAAAGAAACACGUUGUAUACGUCCUCUUAUUGAUGCAGCAAUCUAUCGCACGAUUUAUAAAUGGAGAGACACGAGUGCGAAAAUGAAUUUGCCGAGAUACUCACGAUUAUCAAAUCGAAACCCAGCACUGCUCAGAAGUUACACAAAGCUAUGAUAAAGGAACUGUAUAACAGUAUGAAUAAUGAUUUGGAGGAUAUAUUGAAGGAAGGCAGUUUGCAAGAUGUUUUGAGUAAAAUAGCUAAACUGUCCGAGGAAAGUACGAUGUCUGUUAAUGAAGAUGCAUGGCGUCCACCAGGAAAUAUAAUCGCACACUUGACAUCGUUAGAUGCACAUAAAAUCAAGGAAGCAACUGAGGAAUUGGAGAAGCAAGUAAACGUAGUAGAAAGUGAAAACGAAAUUUUAAUGAAGAAAAUUACAGAAAACAGAUCGAGAAUACGUUCCACAAAUGAUAGCAUAAUGAAAGUUAUAAAUCAUACGCCAGUCAUAUUGCAAGAAUUAGAUGAAAUAUAUAAAGAGUUAGUGUCUUGUCAUAAAAUGAUCGAAGAUUAAUAUUUUCGAGAUAAAGAUUAGAAAUAUAUAUAUGUGUAAUAUUUAUCUAU